Coregonus clupeaformis (lake whitefish) is the source of this 2308-nucleotide messenger RNA. RefSeq names its product ELOVL fatty acid elongase 5 (gene elovl5). Gene Ontology annotation, cellular component: endoplasmic reticulum membrane; endoplasmic reticulum. Lineage: Eukaryota; Metazoa; Chordata; Actinopteri; Salmoniformes; Salmonidae. The transcript is spliced from 8 exons. The coding region runs from base 93 to 980 and encodes 295 amino acids. Gene Ontology annotation, molecular function: fatty acid elongase activity. The record is from RefSeq and is a predicted model, not a curated record. Gene Ontology annotation, biological process: fatty acid elongation, polyunsaturated fatty acid; sphingolipid biosynthetic process; fatty acid elongation, saturated fatty acid.
GUUUCUCCCGCUGUUUCCACUGACCGACGAGGCUGCACAUUUGUGCUUUGGGACCCGGGCAGCCAAGAUUACGCAUCCUCCAGAGGUUGGAAAUGGAGGCUUUUAAUCAUAAACUAAACACGUACAUAGACUCAUGGAUGGGUCCCAGAGAUGAGCGGAUACAGGGAUGGCUGCUGCUAGACAACUACCCUCCAACCUUUACACUAACACUCAUGUACCUGCUGAUCGUAUGGGUGGGACCCAAGUACAUGAGACACAGACAGCCGGUGUCUUGCCAGGGCCUCCUGGUGCUCUACAAUCUGGGCCUCACGAUCUUGUCCUUCUAUAUGUUCUAUGAGAUGGUGUCUGCUGUGUGGCACGGGGGUUAUAACUUCUACUGCCAAGACACACAUAGUGCAGGAGAAACAGAUACCAAGAUCAUUCAUGUGCUGUGGUGGUACUACUUCUCCAAGAUUAUAGAGUUUAUGGACACCUUCUUCUUCAUCCUACGGAAGAACAACCAUCAGAUCACGUUUCUGCACAUCUACCACCAUGCUAGCAUGCUCAACAUCUGGUGGUUCGUCAUGAACUGGGUGCCCUGUGGUCACUCCUACUUUGGUGCCUCCCUCAACAGCUUCAUCCAUGUCCUGAUGUACUCUUACUAUGGGCUCUCUGCUGUCCCGGCCAUACGGCCCUAUCUAUGGUGGAAGAAAUACAUCACACAAGGACAGCUGAUUCAGUUCUUUUUGACCAUGUCCCAGACCGUAUGUGCAGUCAUUUGGCCAUGUGGUUUCCCCAGAGGCUGGCUGUAUUUCCAGAUAUUCUAUAUGGCCUCGCUUAUUGCCUUUUUCUCAAACUUCUACAUUCAGACUUACAAGAAACACAGUGUUUCACAAAAGAAGGAGUAUCAUCACAAUGGCUCUGUUGAUUCACUGAAUGGCCAUGCGAAUGGGGUGACACCCACAGAAACCAUUACACACAGAAAAGUGAGGGCAGACUGAAGCUUGAAUAACUUCACAAUCCUAACUGUAGGACAUAUCUACUGUAUGUAAUAUUGCUAGGAGAGAUGAAGGAUUUCUUAUGAAGAAAUGUAUUAGAAGAGACUAGCUAGUUUAUUCACAAUAUACAAAAAGCCAUGUUUAUCUGAAAGAGAUUCCUAACGUUUUGCACACCGCAGCCUGUUAUUAUUCAUAUUGAAUCAAAGUUCUUUACAGUUAAGUAACAAGCAUAGCAGAGGGAAUACAGUACAACACAGCCCCAGAGACCCACUUCCUCUUAAGGCUGCACAACAUCUUCAACUAUGUCUGUCUUCAGUCUGGUGGGGACAUAGCUUUAAGCAACCUUGACCCAUACAGAAAUAACAAUGUUUUCCUAUGUUUUAAUUCCCAACGUAUGCACUUGUCUACAUGCUAGAUUUUGUCCCGAUUGGAAAAUCAAUUUUUAGGAUUCCCUUGCUUAGAGACAAGGCUGUCACAGUGUCAAAUGUGUCCACUGAGUAACUCUAUCCAUUGAGUAUGGCAACUCUCCUUAGAGAGGUUCACCUUCAUUGUAUGCAUUGUAAAUGCAUGACUCAGGAGAGCUAUAGUUUAAAACCAGUUGCAAUAAUAGAUUUGUCUAUUGUCUGUAUCAGUUGAACAGGUUUGAAAAGUAUUUGGCCAUCAAAUGGCACUGAUCAGAACAAUACGUAAUGUGAAUGAGAAAUACUAUAAAUUCACAUUUUUACUUUAGGUCUUGCUUUAGAUAUUGCUAUUGCUAUAGCAAUAGUUUACAUACAAGGACAUUUUAUGAGAGCCCUAAUCUCUUGUGGACAGAUGCAGGUAACAUAAAUCGAGCAUCUGACGCAAUUAUGCGAUUUUAGUUCUGGGUGUCUGAGAGUAUGAGAACCCUAGCUACUUACUGCACAAUAAUAUUCCUCUACAGUAGCAAUUUAGUUUCUAUCUAAUGUUUUCCCAGUUGGAAUAUUUAUUACCUACUUUAUUGCACCAUAUUAUACAACAAAAAGCCAAAAUCACACUGAUCGUGUCAUGGAUUGUGUUAAAAAUAGAUGAAGCAUGUUGAAAUAGUUAAAUGUGUCUACUCAACCCUCAGAAUUCAGCCCGAUAUGAUAUUACCGUAUUAAUGUAUGCACGCUUGACUGUAAGUCACUUUGAAUUACAGUGUCUUGUAAAUGGCUUAUUAUUAUUAUUAUUAUUAUUAUUAUAUGACAUACAUUCUCAUAUUCUCAUUAUCUUUCUGAACCCAAAGUCACCGUUUUACUGUCAUCAUCUGUAUGCUUAGAUUUUCAACCUCAUCUCCAUGGAAUGCAGAAAACAAUGAAUACAAUUAUAAA